Molecule: messenger RNA, 630 nt
Organism: Thyridium curvatum
Lineage: Eukaryota; Fungi; Ascomycota; Sordariomycetes; Thyridiales; Thyridiaceae
Exons: 2
Coding region: 1-630 (209 amino acids)
Biological process (GO): mRNA splicing, via spliceosome
Cellular component (GO): U2AF complex; spliceosomal complex
Molecular function (GO): pre-mRNA 3'-splice site binding; metal ion binding
Source: RefSeq, a predicted model, not a curated record
AUGGCGAACUUCCUAGCCUCCAUCUUCGGCACGGAGCAAGACAAGGUCAACUGCUCAUUCUACUACAAGAUCGGCGCCUGCCGCCACGGCGACCGCUGCUCGCGGAAACACGUCAAGCCCUCGUACUCGCAGACGAUCCUCAUGCCCAACCUCUACCAGAACCCGGCCUUCGACGCCAAGAACCGCAUGAACCCGUCGCAGCUGCAGAACCACUUCGACGCCUUCUACGAGGACGUCUGGUGCGAGAUGUGCAAGUACGGCGAGCUCGAGGAGCUCGUCGUCUGCGACAACAACAACGACCACCUCAUCGGCAACGUCUACGCGCGCUUCAAGUACGAGGACUCGGCCCAGAAGGCCUGCGACGACCUCAACUCGCGCUGGUACGCCGCCCGCCCCGUCUACUGCGAGCUCAGCCCCGUCACCGACUUCCGCGAGGCCUGCUGCCGCCUCAACUCCGGCGAGGGCUGCGUCCGCGGCGGGUUCUGCAACUUCAUCCACCGCAAGAACCCGAGCGAGGAGCUCGACCGCGAGCUCACGCUGAGCACCAAGAAGUGGCUCAAGAUGCGCGGCAAGGACGAGCGGAGCCCGAGCAGGUCGCCCACGCCCGAGCCGACGAGGAGGCGGUAUUAG